AUCUGCAAGCAAAGCCAAAGAUUUGUCAAAAUGUCCUCCCGCCAACUUUCGAACUACACACUGGAUCGCCUCGAGGCAUCGCUGAGCCGGUUCUUUCUCCAGGAAAACUCCAGCACAACCGCGGUAACUUACGGGUCUUCCGGAUCGUCGAAAGGCAACCACCAACACCACGGCUUCAAGCUGGUGGCCACCGAAACCAAGGUCGUGCAGGAAACGACCCACCGCGAGCUGGUCCUCGAGGGCAGCUAUGGGAACAGCCAGGAUUCGGACGGAGAUGAUUCCGGCGCUGCCGCCGGCGAGCGAAGUUCGUACGGCAAUGGUCCGACGGAACAGGUGGGCUACGAAGCUCCGUCAGGUGGAAUAAUUGGUUAUGCGGUGGCCUCGAAUCAGUACGCCGAGAAGGAGUACUACCGUGAAGCGCAGGAAAGUUCCGAGCAGUACGAGGAGUCGUCCGGGUACGACGGGGGGUACGAUGGUGGUUAUGAGUUGGAUUCGUACGGGGAGCAGUCGGAUUAUGACGGGUAUUACAGUGGAUAUGGUGACUACUAUUAAGGUGGUCUAAAGUUUUCGUAAAAAGAUGCUUAAGUACGUUCCAUUAUCGUACUCUCUGAAGGCUGGCUGCAUGAACAUGAAUACAGUAAGGAGAGUGUGAUAUCUGUGCAAGUGAAAUGCUAUAUGCUUACCUUGUUGUCGAUUUAAUGUGUAUUUCGUACUUAUUGGAAGAAUGUUAACGAAUAAAAAUGUAUGAGUAAA
This is a messenger RNA of Culex pipiens pallens (northern house mosquito), 753 nucleotides long. RefSeq lists its product as uncharacterized. Lineage: Eukaryota; Metazoa; Arthropoda; Insecta; Diptera; Culicidae. Bases 31 to 552 code for a protein of 173 amino acids. The record is from RefSeq and is a predicted model, not a curated record. The transcript is spliced from 3 exons.